AUGCCUCAAAACGAAUAUAUUGAACAACAUGUUAAACAGCAUGGUAGAAGAUUGGAUUAUGAAGAAAGAAAGAGAAAGAAAGAAGCAAGAGAGGUGCAUAAAAUUGCUUAUCAAGCACAAAAAUUAACUGGUUGGAGAGGUAAACAAUUUGCUAAGAAGAGAUAUGCUGAAAAGGUGGCUAUGAAGAAACGUAUUAGGGCGCAUGAGCAAAGUAAGGUCAAAGGGGGAUCCAAACCAUUGGAUGAAAAUGGGGAUGCCUUGCCAACAUAUUUAUUGGACAGAGAACAAACUAAUACUGCUAAGGCUAUAUCGUCUUCUAUCAAACAGAAAAGAUUGGAGAAAGCUGACAAAUUCUCUGUGCCAUUACCAAAAGUUAGAGGUAUCAGUGAGGAAGAAAUGUUUAAAGUGGUUAAGACAGGUAAAUCUAAAUCUAAGUCAUGGAAAAGAAUGAUCACAAAACAUACUUUUGUUGGUGAGGGGUUCACUAGAAGACCAGUAAAAACAGAAAGAAUCAUCAGGCCUACUGCUUUGAGACAAAAGAAGGCUAAUGUAACACAUCCAGAAUUGGGUGUCACAGUGUUUUUGCCAAUAUUAAGUGUCAAGAAGAAUCCACAAUCACCAAUGUAUACACAGUUAGGUGUCUUAACUAAAGGUACCAUCAUUGAAGUCAAUGUGUCUGAAUUGGGUAUGGUUACAUCUGGUGGUAAAGUCGUCUGGGGUAAAUAUGCACAAAUUACUAAUGAGCCAGACAGAGAUGGUUGUGUCAAUGCAGUUCUUCUUGUAUGA
Messenger RNA from Arxiozyma heterogenica, 786 nucleotides. RefSeq names its product rRNA-processing protein NSA2 (gene NSA2). Lineage: Eukaryota; Fungi; Ascomycota; Saccharomycetes; Saccharomycetales; Saccharomycetaceae. Gene Ontology annotation, biological process: maturation of 5.8S rRNA; maturation of LSU-rRNA. The coding region runs from base 1 to 786 and encodes 261 amino acids. Gene Ontology annotation, cellular component: nucleolus; preribosome, large subunit precursor. The record is from RefSeq and is a predicted model, not a curated record. The transcript has a single exon.